Cuculus canorus (common cuckoo) is the source of this 1149-nucleotide messenger RNA. RefSeq names its product mediator complex subunit 30 (gene MED30). Lineage: Eukaryota; Metazoa; Chordata; Aves; Cuculiformes; Cuculidae. The transcript has 5 exons. The record is from RefSeq and is a predicted model, not a curated record. The coding region runs from base 464 to 1003 and encodes 179 amino acids. Gene Ontology annotation, biological process: positive regulation of DNA-templated transcription. Gene Ontology annotation, cellular component: mediator complex. Gene Ontology annotation, molecular function: transcription coregulator activity.
CCGCUUCACAGAGCGCUUCCGGUGGCGCGCUUCCUCAGUAACGGAUUUGGGGUUGCUGCACGGCGAGCCCGGCGUGGAGGCUCCUGAGCGGCCCUGCAGGCUGGGGAGGCUCCGGUGGGGCUGGAGAAGGAGGGCUGCGGUUCCCGUGUCCGUCCUGUGACGGAGGGGGCCGGGCCCGUCCCGCCCGGUGGCCUCGCUGAGGGACGGGGUGCGAGGAGCCCCCCCCCGCUUCAGCGCCCUGCGAAGCAGUAGUGCUUGAGGGAGCGGGACACGAAGCAAAGGGCGCUGCGCUGAGCCGCCUGUUAACGCUUGAGCUGGCUUAUAGGACCACGAGUGGAGGAAAGGAACGGGGUAGCCUCGUCCCAGGGGGAGAAGAGAACGGGGUAACCUCGUCCCAGGGAGAGGAAAGGAACGGAGUAGCUUCCUCCCGGCUGGGCUCGGUGGAACUGGGUAACGUCACAAAAUGUCAACUCCCCCCCUGGCCGGGGCGGGCAUGCCGCCCGGUGCUUUCUCAGGGACACAGGCACAAGCAGCUAGGGAGGUAAACACGGCUUCUCUCUGUCGAAUUGGCCAAGAGACCGUGCAGGACAUCGUAUUCCGAACCAUGGAAAUCUUCCAAUUACUGAGGAACAUGCAGUUACCGAAUGGUGUCACUUAUCAUACUGGAACGUAUCAAGACAGACUGGGAAAGCUGCAGGAACAUCUCCGUCAGCUAUCGAUACUCUUCAGAAAACUGAGACUAGUCUAUGACAAAUGCAAUGAAAACUGUGCUGGGCUCGAUCCUAUUCCCAUAGAACAACUUAUUCCAUAUGUUGAAGAAGAUGGCUCUAAGCAUGAUGAUCGCGGUGCUGCAAGUCAGCUUCGUUUUGCUAGUGAAGAGAGAAGGGAAAUCAUGGAAGUAAAUAAGAAACUGAAACAGAAGAAUCAGCAGCUGAAGCAGAUUAUGGAUCAGUUACGGAAUCUCAUUUGGGACAUAAAUGCCAUGUUGGCAAUGCGGAACUGAACAAAGAAAAUCAAACUUCGUAAUUGCAAAAGAUACAAAUUUGUUUGAAUAUAUUUAAUUUCUUUCUAAGAAGUAAUGGGUUUGCCUACAACCAUAUUGAAGUAAUGUUUGAAAAGUCUUCAAGAUUAAAAUUUUUUUUUUAGUAA